GCUGGCGGCCUGAAAGCUGGGAGGACAACGGAUGCAGGUGACCUCGGCCAAUGGAACGUCAAUCGGUCCGAACUCAUGCCCGCUCUUCCACCAACCGACUUAUCAUCGACCGCGAAACGACACGAGCUCUCAAGAUCAUCCCGCAGCGAAGCAUCUACAGCUACACCCACAAGAGAAGAAUGUCUUCAACGCCAUCCCUACCGAAAUUCGUCGUCUGGGCACGCGACUACAUCGACGAGGGUGCUCUCGAACGAAGACUAGCAAACGCCAAGAAACUCAUCAGUCAAGGCAUCCUACUGGGUCGGCGGAGGGCUCUUGACGCCCGAAUCCGUCGAUGCAGCUGCAGCAGACAUAAAGUUCGUUGGAUAUACGAGGGCGAAAUCAUCGAUGCCAUUGCCAUGAUGCAAUGGGACAAGGAGAAAAUCAUUAUUCUCCCGGACCCCAUCGCAUUGGCAACAGGCCUUCCGCCUGUGCCUUCUUAA
Suillus fuscotomentosus is the source of this 482-nucleotide messenger RNA. RefSeq lists its product as uncharacterized. The record is from RefSeq and is a predicted model, not a curated record. NCBI's taxonomy places the organism in Eukaryota, Fungi, Basidiomycota, Agaricomycetes, Boletales, Suillaceae. The coding region runs from base 51 to 482 and encodes 143 amino acids. The transcript has 4 exons.